GUUCUUUGCACAAUGGUGAGAAAUGCAAAGGCGCUGCCAGAUGACAUCGAAUGUUCCAAACGCGUGCACUUCAGAAGCGGCAUUUGUCAGCCCCGGGACAAUAUUGGGGUCUCUUGCAUGUUUUCUGCAGAGAACGGACCGACAGAUGCAGAGCAAUUAACGGGACUAAGACGAAGAUAUCCAGGACCCAAAGACAACCUUGGAAUAGCCUGUCUGCCGAGUGUUGAAGCCAUGAGGCUUCGGGAUAUUCCGGAAGUAUCGGAGUACGACUCAUCUGAGGAAACUUAUGCCAAAUUCAACGACGUUACGCUUUCACCACAGAAACAAAAAGCACAUCCCACGAGUACGAAGAUAACCAGAAGAGGCAGGCGCGUCGCUCCUGAGGAAAAUUUAGAAAAUUCCUGUCGACACAUAAGCAAAGACGUGGCAAUUGGACAAGUCCGAUUACGAGCUGGUGAAGACGGCUGCCAGGUGACACGACACAAGAUUCGAAGUCGUUCGAACACAGGUGGCAGGUCAAAGAUUGAAGGAGUCAAGUCAACGAUGACCAAAGGCAAUGUAGACUUUUUCAGAGAAUCUGAGAAACGUGUUGUACCGAGUGGAAAAAUGCGGUUUAAAUCGACGUUGCCAGACAUCGGAAUUAGCAACAUUCGAAGACCAACACACAACCCAACACAACCUCGAAAGCCAAUCAUUCCUAAGGAUAACAUCGGAUUCUCCUGUUGCCAUUUGUCAACAUCUCUGAGUCGAUCAAGCGUUCCAAAAACGUUAGCAACGCAGAAUUUAAAGUCUGAAACGGUAAAGAAGAUCGACUCGUUGCCAAAGUCGCCAUCGCAUUUAUCCGGAAGGCCAGCUGCAACUCUUCGAACUACUGGCUUCGUGCAGGAGCGAAGAAAUCCAGCUGACAUAACGUCGAAUAUGACCUUGCCAUUUGAAGAUGUGCCUGAGGAAUAUCUCGUGCCUUGCAACGUAAGUCCAAAGGCCCAUUUUGCUGGGCCUGACGUCCUUGCGCAAACGGUGCUGUUCGUCUCUCUUUCCACAUCAUGCAGACUAUUCAAUGGCUGA
Molecule: messenger RNA, 1065 nt
Organism: Neodiprion fabricii
Lineage: Eukaryota; Metazoa; Arthropoda; Insecta; Hymenoptera; Diprionidae
Exons: 10
Coding region: 13-1065 (350 amino acids)
Source: RefSeq, a predicted model, not a curated record